Molecule: messenger RNA, 2157 nt
Organism: Microbotryum saponariae
Lineage: Eukaryota; Fungi; Basidiomycota; Microbotryomycetes; Microbotryales; Microbotryaceae
Source: the annotation of a GenBank genome assembly
AUGCGCGCGCUCGCCGACGCGCAUCGUCUCUGGCGAGGGGCGCCGUUCUGGCCGAGCCAGGGCCUCUACAGCCACUUCGUGAUCCCCUCGGUGCAACUCGGCCCCAACCCCUUCCCGACCUCGUCGAUCUACUCGUAUCAAGGCUCGACGCUGCGUUCGUUCGCCGAGCGUAUCGAGGAACACGACGUGAGUACCCGGACUCCUCAGACAUUCGGAGAGCCUUUCGACGAUCCGAACGAGGGGGGAGCUUGUUCCGCCAGGGCCAGUGCUAACCCUGAAAGCUUUUCCACCUUACCGCUCCGGCAGUCGGUCCUCUCCCUCAGCCGCCUCAAGAAGCACAAGAAUCAGCCGGACCCGAAAGUGAGUCUAACCGAGUAGCCAAAGAAUCACUGGAUCGCUCGUUCCCCGACCACUGACCGAGGAGGGGUACGGUUGCACCCCGCACCUGUCCAGAUCGUUCGCUACUACCAACCUUCGCCGCAUUACAUCUCACUGUCCGGCAUCCCCGACAGCGCUACCAUCGCGGCGAUCAAGGCCUCCCGCGCUCGUCCCCUCUCGACGCCCUCCGUUACCCAACACGAUUACACCUUCGCAUACCUUCCACGUAACGCCCCCCACCCUCUCCUCUCCCCUGGGUUUUAUUGCCCCACGUCCCUCGACGGCAUGGCCAAGGUCUCGCCAGGGGCUCUCCUCCUCGCCGAGACGUUGCGCAACAUCUCGACGCGCUCCGUGCAGGGGACGACGUUCCGCGUCCUUCUCAAAAAGCGAUACCAAGACGACGCGUCGCUCGAGAUGCUCUACUCGAACGGCGGCGACGGGAGGGCUUGCGCAAGCAAGGUCGGUGCCGUGGGCGGUUAUCCGGGUGCCGAAGCGUUCUACCCCGGGGUGACGGUUGGAGGCUUCAAGGACCCGACAGCGCAGGCCGCGAGGGGUGCUAAAGGUGGCGCCGCGGGGGAGCUAGCGGGUCGAGCGACGAGGGUGGCGUUGAUUCAGCAGAACCCAGCCAAGUACCGCCUCAUUGGUCAAAAGGUAAGCCUUGGAACGAAUGAGCAUCUGGCGACGUCGCGACCAUGGCAUCCUAACUGACUCCGCUCCCCUAAUGGGGUUCCACCACCCUAACCCGCUUGCGAUGUUUGACGUCGUUGCCCCUCCCCCCCCCCCCCCCCCCGACGACAGGCCGUUGCAGUCGCCAACGACGUCAAACAUCGCAAGCGGAUGCAGAAACUGUUAGACGGUACCUGGGAAGUGAGCACGCUCCUCUCUCCUCGUCUGCCAUCGGCACCUGCAGACCCACCACUGGAUCCAUCAACCCAUCCUGACCUUUGCUUUGUCGCCUCUGCCGUGCCAGGUCAAGUCGGUCCACCCGCGGGAGGCGCACGUCGUCGUCACGAAGCGGUACAAACACAGCAAAUACUUCAAGGUCGUCAAGCGAGACAAAAAGGGGUGGUAUAGCUUGGAGGGGCGCCAGCUCAAAGCCUUCGUCAAGGUCGCCGUUCCCCAGAUUUUCGCGGCCGAGCCAAACUGGAGUGCAACGCUGCGUGUCGUCGACGCGACGACCGGCCUCGCGGUCAAAGAGUGGGCCUUUGACCGCGACCACACGCGCUACGCGCCGAGCAAGCCGGGACCCCAGAAUCCGUUUGGUCCAGAGCUCUCGGACACGACCCGAAACCACUUCAGCGAUCUCGCCAAGGAUAUCCCUGGCUUUCUUCAGCUUACGACGGCAAAGGCGUUGCCGGGGGCGCGAGUGGCCGAGCUCCCCGCCAGUGCCGAGUCGAUCGAAAUGGUUGACGAGGCGGACCCUGACGACGACGACGACGAGUACGCACUUGACGCCCCCGAUGACCCUGUUCCGAGCACGUGCCGCAUAGGCGCCUCGUCAUCGUCCAAUCCAUUCAAUACCGCCACACGGGUCGGCACCGGUUCCCCUCCGGUCCAAGUUCGGCCUCCCCUUCCACCGGUGGUCGACCCCCACAUGCUCGAUCUGACCUCGACAACGCCGAUCACGAGUACCUCGACCUCACCCUCGACGACGCGAACUCUGAAUCGGAUUUCAUCGACUUGACCCUCGACGCCCUUGAGCCCGCCCCCAAACGCUAUCGCCGCAACUUCAACGACGGUACUUUGAGGACCUGGCUAAAGAGCGCAGGGAGGGCAUGA